CCCCCAGGAGGGGCAGUAUAUCCAUUGUCUCUGCCAGGAGGGUUUUUUUUUUCUCCUCCUGCUGCCUCUGAUCUGAUUAUUUGACGUCCAGUUAAAGGGAAGGCAAGAUGGCUGAGCUGGGGAAGGGAGUCUCUGCGGGGAAGAUAGCUAGCAACGUGCAGAAGAAGCUGACCAGGGCUCAGGAGAAGGUGCUCCAGAAAUUGGGCAAAGCAGAUGAGACGAAAGAUGAACAGUUCGAACAAUGCGUGCAAAACUUCAGCAAACAGCUGGUGAGUGGCAAUCGGGUUCUGACCAUUUAUCGUGUUUUUUUAAUCUUUUUUGCAGCUAUGCAUGAAGCUUCCAAAAAGCUAACCGAGUGUCUGCAAGAAGUCUACGAGCCCGAGUGGCCCGGCAGAGACGAGACUAACAAGAUUGCAGAGAACAGUGACCUUUUGUGGACGGAUUACCAUCAGAAGUUGGUAGACCAGGCCCUCCUGACCAUGGACACCUACCUCGGCCAGUUUCCAGAUAUUAAGUCACGGAUUGCAAAACGUGGAAGGAAACUCGUGGACUACGACAGCGCGAGACAUCACUUUGAAUCCCUACAGAACGCGAAAAAGAAGGAUGACACCAAAAUUGCCAAGGCUGAAGAAGAGCUGCUGAAGUCUCAGAAAGUCUUUGAGGAGAUGAAUAUUGACCUGCAGGAGGAGCUUCCUUCAUUAUGGAAUAGCCGUGUUGGUUUCUAUGUCAACACAUUCCAGAGUAUCGCGGGCCUGGAGGAAACUUUCCACAAAGAAAUGAGCAAGCUGCAUCAAAACCUCCAUGAAGUAAUGACAACCCUUGAGGGCGAUCAGGGGAAGCCAUCAACCAACGCCUUUACUGUGAAAGCCCAGCCGAGAAAGAAAACCAAUCUCUUCUCCCGACUGAGGCUAAAGAAGAGCAGCGACCCCAGCCCUGCUAAAGUCAACAAGUCCACAGCCUCCCCUCCAGAUGGUCCUCCAGCCGCCAGCGCAGAGGACAAGACCACCAACCAUGAUGUAGAGGAGUCGUUUGUGUCCCCAACUGCUGCUGCAACUUCUGUGUUCUUCCAAGACACCCCAACUGUGACCGUCUCCAAAUCUCCCUCUCAGCUGAGGAAAGGCCCGCCGGUCCCGCCGCCACCAAAACACACGCCUUCCAGGGACAUCAAGCAGGAAAAUAUCAUCGGUCUGUUUGAUGACAGUUUUGUGCCCGAAAUAAGUGUGACCACUCCCUCACAGUUUGAGGCUGCGUGGCCCCCAGUGCAGGAGCCCAGCCUACUAGAUCUGGAUUUUGAUCCUCUCAAACCGGAUUCAAGUUCGACUGCCGCUGCAUCUCAGUCGGUGCCUUGGGACAUGUGGGAGCCGGAGUCGUCUGUACCUAGUGUUAUGGACCAGGGUCUCGGUGAUAUCUCCUCUGACUCCACAUUUGCUGUGGAGUGGCCAAGUGAGCCCACCGAGGCGGCUGCCCAAACAUCAGAACCAGCUGAGAAGGAGGCAGAAGUGAAAGCCGCAGAGAAGGAUGCAAAUCAACCCAGCUCCCUCCCAGCUGUCGUUGUUGAGACAUUUUCCGCCACCGUGAAUGGUACAGUGGAGAGCGCUCCUCCAAAGACCAACAUGCCCCCUGGAUACGUAUACAAGGUAGGGAGUGAAGGUGUAGGAGAUGUUGUUUUAGUGACUCAGUUUGACAACCCAGAUGAGCAGGAUGAAGGCUGGCUAAUGGGAAUUAAGGAGAGCGACUGGCUCCAAAACAAAGAAUUCGAACACCACCGAGGAGUAUUCCCCGAGAACUUUACCGACAAGCACCAGUGAGGCGGAGUCGCCGCUCCUCUCCGGGAUACA
Molecule: messenger RNA, 1838 nt
Organism: Nanorana parkeri
Lineage: Eukaryota; Metazoa; Chordata; Amphibia; Anura; Dicroglossidae
Gene: BIN1
Product: bridging integrator 1
Exons: 19
Coding region: 108-1808 (566 amino acids)
Biological process (GO): regulation of endocytosis
Cellular component (GO): cytoplasm; plasma membrane; synaptic vesicle
Molecular function (GO): phospholipid binding; tau protein binding
Source: RefSeq, a predicted model, not a curated record